UACCUCGCCCAACGCAAGCAGCAUCGAUCGGCCUUUCCGUGUUCGGCCUAGCCGCUGCUCCACCAAAACUUCGCAGCUCUGAUCGCAUUGAUGAGCUUAUUGAGAUGUAAUGUAGCUUUGUCAUCAUCAGAAACAGAGAACAGAUUUGUUAUUCAUUCUAGCAUUGCCUUGCAAACGUACUAUACUUCACUACCGAACAGAAACGACGACCGACGCGAACCCGACCCUAUUAACGCCUCGACAGCCUCCGUCGAUCGACUCUACGACCUUCAACUUCCCCUGACACGUCUAGAUUCAGCAUCAUGCAAUAUCCAUGAUAUAGCCCACCAUGUGGUUGCCGACGCCUUCCGUCGAGAGUAUUACCCGGCCGCGGCUGGCUGUGGCCGUAGUUUCUGCUGUGGCCGCGCUCUCAGCCGGAUACUAUGCAUACCAGGUCCGGUCGCAAAGUUUCGAGUCUCUGCCUGGUGGUGGCCUACACAGAAGCAACGCAGUACGACGUCAACGCCGGAAUCGGAGAAACGAGGAUGGCUCAAGUUCCUCAUCCGAGGCUCCGGGUGACGAAAACGCCAAUAUUGACCCCGUCCAACCCCUUGGCGAUGGAGAGACCAUAGUUGAUGGCGGGGACGAGUGGUGGAACGAUCCCAGCGGUUUUCCUUCUAAUCAACGAACUGGCCACAACAUCGUCACCCUUCUCUUCCGCGUUUCAGAGGACAAUGCACGCAGAAACGGAUGCGUUCACAGAGGUUGCCAGUGCAAUUCAUGUGGCAUGGUUCCCAUCCGUGGAGUUCGUUAUCGCUGCGCAAACUGUGCCGACUUUGACCUUUGCGAAACUUGCGAAGCCCAGGGAGUUCACAUCAAGACGCACAUCUUUUACAAAAUCCGAAUCCCAGCACCACCGUUUGGUCCUCGACAGAUGCAGCCAGUAUGGUAUACCGGGGACCCAGACACUUGCAGACGAACUCUGCCCCGCAGUUUGAUACCCAAGCUGUCACAAGAUACAGGAUUCGAACGGCCAGAGUUGGAGGCUUUCUGGGAACAAUGGACUUUUAUGGCUAACUCGGAAUGGAGAGAUGACCCCGAUGAGCUUUGUGUCGCAAUGGAUCGGAAGACAUUCGAGCGGUGCCUUGUUCCUACAGGAGGCUCCCGCCACGCAGCACCAAACCUCAUCCACGACCGAAUGUUCUCUUUUUACGACUCUAACAACGACGAUUUGAUUGGCUUCACGGAGUUUCUCCAUGGGUUGUCCUACAGAAAGCGAAAGGAUAAACUGCGAAAGAUAUUCUCUGGCUAUGAUCUGGAUGGCGAUGGAUAUGUUGAUCGCAAAGACUUUUUGCGCAUGUUCCGCGCGUAUUAUGUUCUAUACAAGCAGAUGCACAAGGAUAUUCUAGACGGCCUUCAGGAUCAGCUACUUGCCAGCAGUGAAGCUCAACAGCUUGUCACAAGCCGUCAACCACUGAGCAGUCUAUUUGGACGCGAGGGUCGAGUUCCCCCUGGUGAAGGACAGUUCCGACACGAGGGCAAGACAUAUCAACGAGAUGGCAGUGUAGAUAUUGCUGACGGGCAUGAGCACGUUGUUGCGCCAGAUCGUGGAGAUACAGCAGCCCGCGGCGAUAUUCUAACUAACCUGUUUGCCUGUGAAACUGACCAUCGAUUCCGGUCUAGAAGGCAGUUCAUCACCAGAAACGAUACAGAUAGCAACUGGAGAACAGUUCGCCGUUUGAGUGGGAGUGAGACCGAUCGUACUUAUUGGGUUACGCUAUUGGAACCGGCAUCCACCUUGGAGGAGCUUCCAGGCCUUAUAAUGGAGACUUUGAAUCCUGAGAUUGAGGAGCCCACAGAUGAUGAGGAUGAGGAGGGUGAUGGUGACAGACCCGCAGAUGGCGUGAAUGGAAACCAUGGUGAAGAAAACGAAACUGGAGGCCCAUCACGAACGGAAAGUGAGAUCAGAGCCGAGACCAUUGCCAAGGAUCGCAGCAGGGCCCCUAGACUGGAUAAACGUAAAAGAGACAUGGCACGGAAUCAACUACAUGAGCGAUGGAAGAGGCGGCAGUUCUAUCUCGACGAAGAAGAAGGAGGCCUUGCCCCUGAUGACUGGGCAGGCAGUGAGGAUAUUCUGAUGGACCUCCGCCAGAUGGAUGAAGCCUCUAGUGACGAUGAAGAAAACGACUCUACAACGACACCAACUAGUUCAAAGGUCAGGUUUGCCAACGGAAAUCUCACUGAUGACGAAGAGCAUGAUAAAACGACCUCUCCUAGCAGUGCUUCUGAGCACGUGCCGCGAUGGAGAAUACCUCACGCCGAGCGCGAUGCUGGCAAAGAGAUUCUUUACCAGGUCACUCAACAAGCAUUUAAUGAGUUGCUUGAUACCAUUUUCAAGCCGGCUGAGGAUCUUGCUGUGCAAGCAGCUGAAACCAAAGAACAACGAGCAAAGUACAAGGACGUACUGGACACCAUCGAGGCUGGCGAUGAUGAUAAGUCUAAGCCUACAAGCGAGGGCGACUCCAAAGUUAGAUCCGCUGCUGAUAAGACCCUCGAGGAGCUUUUGUCUGAAACUGGAUAUACUAUCGCCCUGCCAGAGGGGCGAAAUGCAAUCGAAAUUGAUACUACGGUUGAAAUUAUCCCCGAGGAUGGAACGGCAGAGCCCGUUUCUCAAUCAGAAACCGAGGCAACCAUGCCAAUCUCUGAAGACGAAGAACAAGAUCCCACUCUUCCGCAAUUCCGGCCCGACACACUGGAAGAUAUACCUACUUCUUCAGCUCACGUAUUCUACCCCAUCACACAGCCUUUACCAGACACACCCGAGGGCGACGUACCAAACGAAGAGGGUGACACCGAUAGCGCUCCCACAUCAGACAUGCUGCGACACUGGAAACGCCUAAGUCUUGCUGAAGCCCAGGCGAUCAAAAGAGGAGGGUGGGGUAAACUAAGCUUUGACGAGUUUGAGGCCAUCUAUAAGAGCCAGGAGCAUCAGGGCAACAGACUCGAUUAUCUCGGAAGCUGGAUAGACUUUUGUAUUCCUUAGGCACGGCAUCGAAACCGCUUUCGAACAUGUCCUGGUAGGGCUCCAUAGUGAAUGCGUGCCCGAGCUGGUGUUCACCCUUUGACAUUUAUGUAAUUUAAGAGGAUUCUGCAUAGCAUCAAAAAGCUUCUAUGUACAAUAGCGAAAGGGAAGGAAUCGUCACAUAUCAAGCAUAGGAUAGCGGGCAAGCAUGAUAUUACUGCCACUAUGUCUCACGUUGCAUGACUGCUCGUUGUUGCAGCAGAUACAAUAUCAUUUUCAAAAUCACACAGCAGAUGAAAAAUAGUUAUUAGCAAUCGAGUUCGUAU
Fusarium redolens is the source of this 3327-nucleotide messenger RNA. RefSeq lists its product as uncharacterized. Gene Ontology annotation, cellular component: aggresome; amphisome. The transcript has a single exon. The coding region runs from base 329 to 3022 and encodes 897 amino acids. The record is from RefSeq and is a predicted model, not a curated record. Lineage: Eukaryota; Fungi; Ascomycota; Sordariomycetes; Hypocreales; Nectriaceae. Gene Ontology annotation, biological process: endosome organization; aggrephagy; mitophagy. Gene Ontology annotation, molecular function: protein kinase C binding; zinc ion binding; K63-linked polyubiquitin modification-dependent protein binding.